Molecule: messenger RNA, 150 nt
Organism: Colletotrichum costaricense
Lineage: Eukaryota; Fungi; Ascomycota; Sordariomycetes; Glomerellales; Glomerellaceae
Exons: 1
Coding region: 1-150 (49 amino acids)
Source: RefSeq, a predicted model, not a curated record
AUGUUGGUGGUGAUGUCUUUUUGGUGGUGGUUGAGCCCCUUUCAAUGCUUUAGGUUGUGUUGUUGCGGCUGCUGCUACUCACUCUAUAAAUUGGAUCAAUCCAGAAGAAUACUGAUCUAUCUGCAGGCUAUCACCUUCGAAGAACCCUGA